This is a messenger RNA of Empidonax traillii (willow flycatcher), 538 nucleotides long. Its product is annotated as C-C motif chemokine 14-like. Gene Ontology annotation, molecular function: chemokine activity; CCR chemokine receptor binding. Gene Ontology annotation, biological process: cellular response to tumor necrosis factor; immune response; positive regulation of GTPase activity. The record is from RefSeq and is a predicted model, not a curated record. Gene Ontology annotation, cellular component: extracellular region. The coding region runs from base 50 to 334 and encodes 94 amino acids. Lineage: Eukaryota; Metazoa; Chordata; Aves; Passeriformes; Tyrannidae. The transcript has 3 exons.
CAAAGAGGCAGAGGAGUACCUGGUGAAGAAGAGCCUUCCCACAGCCACCAUGUUCCCUGCAAGGACAGUCCUGCUGCUCGUGGUGCUCCUCACCCUCUCCCCACGCUCCAGUGCAGCCCCUUACUCUCCAUCCGAGUGCUGCUUCCAGUACGUAAAAGCUGCUCUCCGGCUGGCACACCUGAAGGAUUUCUACUCAACCUCCAGGGAGUGUUUUUUACCAGCAAUUGUGUUUAAGACCAAGAACGGGACCAAGAUCUGUGCAAACCCAGAGGAGCCCUGGGUGCAGAGAGCAGUUGGGAAGCUUCAAAAGAGGAAAGGACUUCGUGCCCCGUGAUGUAGAGUGGGUGCCCUGGUUCAGGCUAUCCAACAUCCUGGCGGGAAGGAAGGUCUGGAACCACCCUGCUGGAAGGGAAUGUGGAGGUUCCAGCUGAUGGAGAGGGGGGGCACUGACUCCCCAGAGCCCUGAGCCGUGUCCACCAGCUGGGCACCAGCCCCUGGAAUGCUGCUGGCCAUGCCAGCACACCUGCCUGCUGAUCAC